GAAGAAGAAGAAGAAGAAGAAGCAGCAGCAGAAGAAGAAGAAGAAGAAGAAGAAGAACGCCUUUGCUGUACAUGUUUAUAUUUGUUUUUAUUGAAUCACCUCAGACCUGAAACCCGAGGAUCAUUCAGACCAGACUCCAUUCAAAAUCUGUCAACUUUAAACUUGUGCCCGGACCUGACUAAGAACACAGGAAAGUCCAGACUGGAAGAAAGUCUCCAUUAAAAACCUGAAGUGCUCAGGUCCUUCUAGUCCAGCGUCCCUGUUGUCCCUGUUGUCCCUGUUGUCCCUCCAGUCCACUCUGUUCUUCACGUAAACUCCCAGACCGGCGGCCAUGUUGAAACCUCUGAGGAUCCUCCUCACUGUCCCAAGACGUCCUCUGAUACGAUGCUGCUCCGGAUUCAUCUCCAGGACGAGGUUCGUCAACAGGCUGAAGGAGGAUGAUGCUGCCUGUGCUGCUGCCCUCCAGACUGGAACCAUCUUCCUCUUCCAUCAACUCUCUCCUCUGCUGCAGCGCAACAACUCAGGAACCUUCAGACCAGCUGCUCUCACCUGCUCAGAUGUGGAGUCGGUCCUUCAGAGACUCGGGUCUCGUGGAUCCCUGCUGGAAGAGUCGGUUCUGAUUGGUUGCUCUGAUCAGAACCAGGCUCAGUUCUGUCUGGAUGUUGGAGAACUGGACCAGGCUGCAGUAGAGGAAGAGUGUGAGGGAACCUUCGUCGACCUGAGGAAAGCUUUCUUCCUGCUGGCAGGAGCUGAGGCGCCUCUAGUGGCCAAGGGUCAGGCUCUGCUCCGCUGGCAUCAGACCAGCAGAUUCUGCAGCUCCACGGGUCAACCCACCCACCGGAACCAGGCCGGCAGCCAGAGGGUCUGCAGCAGCAGCUCCAUCAUCUACUACCCCAAGAUGUCCCCGGUGGUGAUCGUCCUGGUCUCUGAUGGGAAACGGUGUCUGUUGGGACGUCAGUCGUCCUUCCCUCAGGGGAUGUACAGCGCUCUGGCUGGAUUCUGUGACAUGGGGGAGAGUCUGGAGGAGGCUCUGUGCAGGGAGGUGGCGGAGGAGGUGGGCCUGGAGGUUCAGGGCGUCUCCUACAGCUCCUCACAGCAUUGGCCUUUUCCUCACAGCUCCUUCAUGCUGGGCUGUCAUGCCUCCGUUAGCCCCGCCCACUCUCAGCUGAGCGUGGACCACUCGGAGCUGGAAGACGCUCGCUGGUUCACUCUGGAGGAAAUCACCUGCGCCCUGAAGGUGAAGACUCCUCCCAGGAGAGGCCACGCCCCCGUCCUCUGGCUGCCCCCCCCCCACGCCAUCGCCUACCGCCUCAUCACAGAGUGGACACACCACCAGAGACUCAGAGAGGAUGUUCAGCCUGUGGAUGUACAGUAAAAACCCUGACGGUCUGAGCUGGACCAGAACCCCUGUGAGGACCAGAACUCUGGAUCUGGUUUUAGUUUCCUGUCUCUGGUCAGUGAGUGAGAUUCAGAGUCAGACUCUUUGAACAGAACCAGACUCCUUCAUCCUUCAUGUUUCUGUUAAUGAUGUCAUCACAGACUCUAGUUCUACACAAACACGAUGUUGUACUAGAAUGGAUUUCUGUUAACUGGUGUUCCUAAUAAAGUGGCUAGUGAGCGUCA
Messenger RNA from Mugil cephalus (flathead mullet), 1623 nucleotides. It is a transcript of the gene nudt13, whose product is annotated as nudix (nucleoside diphosphate linked moiety X)-type motif 13. Bases 332 to 1375 code for a protein of 347 amino acids. Gene Ontology annotation, molecular function: metal ion binding; hydrolase activity. The record is from RefSeq and is a predicted model, not a curated record. NCBI's taxonomy places the organism in Eukaryota, Metazoa, Chordata, Actinopteri, Mugiliformes, Mugilidae. The transcript is spliced from 10 exons.